UACUAGGAAAGCUUAGUGUAAUAUUUUCUAUAAUCUAUAAGUUCUAACAAAAUUGAAUCCUAAUACUGGUACAUAUCAAUUAACAAUAAUUAUUUUAGUAUAAAAACGAGUCAAACAGAAAGUAUUUAUUUUUAAAUAGUAUUAAGUUAACAAUCAGUUUCAGUGGUCAAAAGGCACUCGCAUCUAGUUGGCGCCUUGAGAACACAAAGAAAUCUGGCAACAGUGCAGCCGCGCCCCUCCCAACCGUCAUCUUGUUAUUGUAGUGACUCACGGCCCACGCUCGUCGCGUAUCACGUAGUCUGUACUCAUCCGCCGACUUGUACACUUAUAGUGUUGUGUUUUCUGUAUUCGUUGCCUCCACUGGUUUGUUUAAUGUUUAGUUUAAUCUGCAGUUCUAAAAAAAUGGCAUCUCAAAAUAAUCGAAAACGACCGAAUCCAAAAUCAAUUAUUAGUUCAUAUUUUCAAAAAGUUGAGAAAAUAACAGACGACAAUGAACCACGUGUAAAAAAGACUAAUACAUCUUCAUCACAACCUGAUCCUGACUCAUGCAUAAAUACUUUAUCAAUUUCUCUUACCGAUGCUGCAUCUAACAACACCACUAUUAUGAACACUGAAGAGCACAAUGAAAACCAAAAUACAUCCCUAGAAUUAGGUAGAGAUGGUAGUUGUGCCAAUGACAUAGGGCUUUUUGUGAAUAAAAAGACAGAUGAAUUUACAAAGUGUCAAUUGUUAGAACGACAUUGGACACCGCCCAAAUCAUAUGAAUUCCCACAUUCAAUUCACACUAAAAAUGGCAAGGAAGUAAAACGUUACUUAGGUCAUCAACACCUGGAACAAAGAAAUUGGCUAGUUUUUUCCGACGUUAAAAAGGGGUUAUUUUGUAAGUUCUGCGUUUUGUUUUCCGAUAAAAAGUGUGGGCACAAUAAAGGGAUGUUAGCUCAGAACCUUGUAACCCAACCCUUGACUUCAUAUGCCAAGCUAUUGGGUAAAGACGGCUUCAUACAAACACAUGAAAACACGGCUUAUCAUAAAAUAUGCGUGCAGGCGACUUUGCUCAACUCUUUAUGCACGGCUGAGUUUUUAAUAUCAAUGAUGUCAUUGAUUGACGUUCUAAAAGUCUCAUUGCCGCUCAGUCGACUUCUACAAACACCAUCACUUGACACUAACCGGGCAUCUACCGCAGUCACCAACACCAUGGCAACAUUAAAAGAAAGAAGGAUUAAAUGUGAUGAUAUAUUCAAACAAAUAUUUUUUGAAACCAAAGCGCUAGCAGAGGAGCUGGAUGUUGAAUUGAAGUUACCAAGACGUACGGGCAGUCAAACUAAGAGAUCAAAUCACCCAGGAGACGUAGAAGAGUACUACAGACGAUCUAUUUAUAUACCUCUUCUUGAUAAUGUUUUUUAACAUCCAGGUUAAGUUAUAGCUCACUGGAAUGUUUU
Messenger RNA from Homalodisca vitripennis (glassy-winged sharpshooter), 1439 nucleotides. RefSeq lists its product as uncharacterized. The record is from RefSeq and is a predicted model, not a curated record. Bases 373 to 1404 code for a protein of 343 amino acids. The transcript is spliced from 2 exons. Lineage: Eukaryota; Metazoa; Arthropoda; Insecta; Hemiptera; Cicadellidae.